AUGAGUGGAAACCAUCAGAAUAAUCAAGUAUAGGCAGAGAGUAAUAACUAGCACAUUGAUGUGCUUAAACAAACCUUAGCAGAUACCCUAUCACAUGUAUAGGAAAUUGAGAAAAAAUUGAGAUAAAAAUUAGAUUAAGAAGGUAUUUCGUAAGAAGCUAGGCAAAUAAUUCUUAAUGACGUCAAGUAAAAGGCAGAGCUUUCAAAAACAAUAAUUAAUGAAUCUAUCGAAUAAUAGCAAGACCUCAUAAACAAUUAAUUAGAUGCAUUAGCUGAGAGAGUAAACGAGCUCAAAGUUUCAGGAAUUGAUUCUAAUGGUAACCUCAUUAACGGUGAAUAAUCAUCAAGAUAAGUAUCAAACUAUAGAAAAAAGCUAUUCUCCCAAAAAAUUUUCUUAGAGAGAGACUCAUUGCUUACAUUCACAAAUGGAGGUGAAGGAGGAUUUAGAACUCUUGAAAAUAUAUUUAUUGCUUUCUUAAUCCUACUUGGAGUUCAAAUAUGCGUUGAUGAAUUCUUCGAAAAUGGAAAUUUCUUCCCUGAUUUACAGCUAUUCUAUUGGGUGUUCGGCUAGUUUGAUAAAGUUAUCUAGACUCUAUUAAUUAUGUAUUCCAUAUCAUUCUUAGUAGUACCUGUAAUUCAAGAAGUAAAAAAUAGAUAGAUUGGUGGAUUUAAAUAUGCUCCAAUUUAUGUGACUGUCUAUUUUAUGAUUCAGAGCUUAAUCUUCACAAUAGGGGUUUACAGCUGCUAUUAUUAUGGAUUACAACCAGCAUCUGCAUUAGUAGUAAGCUGUGAAAUGGCACGUAUUGGAAUGAAAGUCCAUUCUUAUUAUAGAGAAAAAAUUGUAAAUGGGCUUAAUAGAGGUUCUUCAGUGGCCUUAUAUCUUCCAGUUUGGGCUGAAAAAUAAGGAAUUAAACUUGGUGAUCUUGACAUUCCAGAUAUUAGUGUAGGUACAUAAUAAGAAGAACUCCAAAGAUAUGCAUUUUUCUUUUUUGCUCCAACUUUGAUAUUUAGAGACUCAUAUCCAAGAAAUAGGAAAAUCAGAAUUAAUGUACUUCUUAAGAAUAUAUCUACUUUCAUUAUUUUGAUUUUUUAUCUUUGGUCUGUUUUCAAAGCACUAUGCAUUCCAAUUUUCAAGCAUACAGUUAACAAUCCAGGAGGUGUAAGAUAAUUUGUUUCCAGUGUUAUAUUUUCAACUGUAUCUGGAAUAAUUUGCUUGCUUAGUUUGUUUUAUGGAAUACUUCAUAGUUGGCUAAAUAUAUUCGGUGAAAUCAUGAGAUUUGGUGAUAGAUAAUUCUAUGAAGAUUGGUGGAAUGUAUAAGAUUUUGCAGGAUAUUAUCGUAAAUGGAAUAUAGUAGUUCAUGAAUUCUUGUACUAUUAUAUCUACUAAGAUAUUAUAAGAUUUACAAAAGGAAAAUUCUCUAGAUAAUCAAGCAAGAAUAUGGUCUUUUUUAUCUCAGCUAUUCUCCAUGAGAUUAUUGUUACUUGUGGUCUAGGAUUUUUCUUCCCAAUUCUAUUUCUCAUGUUUGGAGGUCCUGGUGUAAUUUUUACCAAGAUAAAUUUUGGUAGAGGCCCAUAUGUUGGUACAAUGUUCUGGUUCUUAAUGCUCAUUGGUAGUGGAAUCCUUAUGGUUCUUAUCUGCAGAGAAUUUUAUGCUAGACAAUCUCCAAUGGCAGCAAAGCUUUAGGAUGGCCUAUGGGAAUAUAUAUAUCCCCAAUCACUUAGAUUUAUUUCUCAACAAACUCAAGCUUGA
Stylonychia lemnae is the source of this 1749-nucleotide messenger RNA. Lineage: Eukaryota; Ciliophora; Spirotrichea; Sporadotrichida; Oxytrichidae. The record is from the annotation of a GenBank genome assembly.